Messenger RNA from Oryzias melastigma (Indian medaka), 1302 nucleotides. RefSeq names its product B-cell receptor CD22-like. The record is from RefSeq and is a predicted model, not a curated record. Lineage: Eukaryota; Metazoa; Chordata; Actinopteri; Beloniformes; Adrianichthyidae.
CAAAGUCUGUUUCUGUAUCCAUGAAUCCUCCUGAGAUCCUGGAGGACAGUUCAGUGACUCUGACCUGCAGCUGUGAUGCUAACCCAGCAGCUAACUACACCUGGUUCAACACAUUUGCUGUUUUACUUUUCGUCUUCAUCCCUGUCUUCCUUUGGAUCAGAAAGAACAGAUGUGUCACAGAGCAGAAGGAGAGGAGAUCUGCCAACAGAAUUCGAGUCAACAUGAGUCCAGACAUCAACGGUCCAUCAGCAGAAGCAGCAGAAGAGCAGCUGGAGCUUCAUUACAGCAGCAUCCACUUCUCUGAGAAGCAGGAAGACUGUCUGUACUCCAACAUCAGGAGGAACCACAAACCCAGACAGAGUCCAGAGGACAACACGGUCGAAUAUUCUGCAGUUGUAUUCAAGAAAUCGCCUGAAGUGAAAAAAACAUCAGGAUCCGAAAGUUCAGAGGAUGUUGCUCUUUACAGCACCGUCAACAAAUGUCUUCAGAGCAAAACUGAACUCUCUUCCUGAUAAAAGAUAAUCAGAUUCAUCUUCACCUUCAGCCGUUAUUGUCCUGUUCGCUUUGUGUUAGUUUAACAAUUUUAAAAUGUUAACAUUUGUUGGAAAAGAAAAAAAAAAUCUCACCUCUGUAACUUUUUCUCUUUUAAAUGAAAAACAAAUGUGUGACAUGAGCAGCUGAACAUUUAAUUAAUGACUGUUUUAUAACAUUACUUUAACUUCACCCCAAGUUUUGUGUAAAAAAUGUUUAAUUGUUUUAGAAUGUUUUUUUUAUUGUUUUUGGUCAUAAAAACAAAAUAUAUAUAUACUUUUAUUGUCCUGAGGACUUUUUUAUUCAGUUCAGAUUUGACUGAUGGACAUCCUUAAAUAUUUUUUGAACAAAUAGAAAAAAUGCUUCUAAGAAGAGAGUUUAUCCUGAUCCAUGAAGAGGUCCUUCCUGUCAGAGGUGUGAAUCCACAGAAGCCCCUCCCACUUCAGAGAGGAUCAAACUUUCUGCUUCCAGAUGACAUUUACAUCUUUGAUUUAAUCCUCGUCAUUAAAGAAGCUGGUCCAGAAUGUAGACACGAGGAAACAAAGUUUCAUUUAAAGUGACAAAGGAGAGGGGAAAAAAAGUGUUUUCAUUCAAAACAUUCAAAUACAAAAUCAGCCAAUAUGUACAGUAGAAUAAAAUAGUAAAAAAAGUAAACUUCUCUUAGUUAAAAGUAGAGGCCUGACUCUAAGAUAUUAUAACUAGAGAGGUUCCAAUCAGGUUAUUUGGGGUUCAAUCCAAUUCCGAGUCAUUUGAUUUUGAGCAUCUACCGAU